ACCUUUACUAAAUAACGUUUUAGAAUCAGGUCCAUGCUCGUUAGUGGCUGACUGAGUUGUGUGAGGAAAGCGUAGACAAGGCGCGCGGUUGCUAAUGCUGGAAGCUAACGUUGACGUCAGGUGAGCCGCUUGUCCACGUAAGCGUCUGGAACACGAACGUAACGUCGUGAUUCAGUGGACUUUAACCUCUGUUUCGACUCUAGAAAGAUGAUGAAGAUGCUGCACGUGUUUUUGGGCCUGGCUCUGAUGGGCCUGGGUUCCGGAGAAGAGGGGGCCCGUCUGCUGGCCUCCAAGUCCCUGUUGAACCGCUACGCGGUGGAGGGCCGGGACCUCACCCUGCAGUACAACGUCUACAACGUGGGCUCCAGUGCUGCACUGGAGGUGGAGCUGUCGGAUGAUUCUUUCCCCCCGGAGGACUUUGGAAUCGUCUCGGGGAUGUUGAACGUGAAAUGGGACCGGAUCGCUCCAGCGAGCAAUGUCUCUCACACUGUGGUGCUGCGGCCCCUGAAGGCCGGAUACUUUAACUUCACCUCUGCCUCCGUCAGCUACCUCGCCCAGGAGGGGGGGCAAGUCGUGGUGGGCUUCACCAGCGCCCCCGGACAGGGGGGCAUCCUGGCUCAGAGGGAGUUUGACCGGCGCUUCUCCCCACACUAUCUGGACUGGGCGGCGUUCGGGGUGAUGACUCUGCCCUCCAUCGGCAUCCCUCUGCUCCUCUGGUACUCCAGCAAGAGGAAGUACGACUCUCCGAAGGCCAAGAAGAACUGAGCGGCUGCGUGGGAGGGGAACUCUGAAUAGCUUAAUGCGCCGUUAUCGGAGUUUGAAAGUCAGGACGUGCGGUGACCAAGAACUUUCCAUCCAGGAAGAGGACAACAGCCAGAGUGAGGUCAACAACGCUGCUCAUUUGGCUUCAUGGGACAAUUGCAUGGCUGUUACUACUGUAACUGAAUUGUGUUAUUGUGUACAUAUGGAACUGAAUUCACAUUGAGUUUCCAGCCAGCUGUUGAAUUUGAAGAUAAAUUAAAGUUGUUUUUUUUUCUACA
Messenger RNA from Gasterosteus aculeatus aculeatus (three-spined stickleback), 1040 nucleotides. Lineage: Eukaryota; Metazoa; Chordata; Actinopteri; Perciformes; Gasterosteidae. The record is from RefSeq and is a predicted model, not a curated record.